Bufo bufo (common toad) is the source of this 3414-nucleotide messenger RNA. RefSeq names its product zinc finger DHHC-type palmitoyltransferase 4 (gene ZDHHC4). Gene Ontology annotation, cellular component: Golgi apparatus; endoplasmic reticulum. Gene Ontology annotation, biological process: peptidyl-L-cysteine S-palmitoylation; protein targeting to membrane. The coding region runs from base 68 to 970 and encodes 300 amino acids. The record is from RefSeq and is a predicted model, not a curated record. Gene Ontology annotation, molecular function: protein-cysteine S-palmitoyltransferase activity. The transcript is spliced from 8 exons. NCBI's taxonomy places the organism in Eukaryota, Metazoa, Chordata, Amphibia, Anura, Bufonidae.
CCAAGAUGUCUGCGCCCUGUGUUCAUGUGUGUCGCUGGCUGAAUAAGACGUUUGUGCUUGUGGUGUGAUGACAGGGACAGUCCAGAUACCCAGCAUGGACUUUCUGUGGCUUUUCGGCCUCUAUGUGUUUUUCCUCGUUCUUUGUGUUUCUGUCUUCUGCCUCUUGUCUGGAAGAUCCAGCAGCGGUCUGGACAGCGCCCUCCAGAGAGCAGAGCGGAUCAUUUCCCUUGUGUCCCCGACAUGGCUUCAGAGAUGCAUCAGCAGCUGCUUCCACACCAGGAGCGGGGCUUUUGUGUUCCUGCACCUGAUCCUGGAUAUGCUGGUGUUUGCGGAGUACAACUGGGAGGUUCUCGACUACAGUCUAGAGCUGGAGCUGAACUGGAUGUUGGUUUUCCUGCCGUAUGUUCUCAUAACGGGGAAUCUGUACUACUUCUACAAGUGCUGCACCACAGACCCAGGAAGAGUCACCGCACAGAAUGAGUCACUUUGUAUUGGGGUCUAUAAGUAUGAUGAGAUUAUGUUUCACCGCAGCAAUAAGUGUCCGACUUGUGACCUGAUGAAACCGGCACGAUCAAAGCAUUGCGGUGUCUGUGGCGGCUGUAUCCAGCGGUUUGACCAUCACUGUGUUUGGGUGAAUAACUGCAUUGGAGCCCUGAAUAUCAGAUACUUCUUACUAUACCUGCUGAGCUUGACUCUCACAGCCAUCUCCUUAGCUGCUGUGAUGACAGCCUUCCUCCUGCAGGUGGUGCUGCUCUCCCAUAUAAUGACUGCAGCCUACGUGGACAGCGAGGUACACGAAGAGAUUGCGAGCUUAGCUUACGUUAUACAGCCUCACCGACAUCUUUAUUUUACUUCCCCAGCACUUGUUCCUGACUUUUCCAAGGAUUGUCUUCACGCUGGGAUUCCUGCUCCUCCUGAUCCUGUUCUUAGGAGGGUACACCUGCUUCCUCUGGUAUCUAUCCAUCACUAACCGGACCACCAAUGAGUGGUAUAAAGCAAGGAGGAUCCCGCGCUCUCCUAAAGGGUUCUCAAGGGGGAUUGUGGGUAACCUGAAAGAAAUAUUCCAACCUUACACCCUCUACAAGAAGGAGAGAUGAGGGUUCUGGUUUGCGCACCACGGACUGCAAGAAGAGGUUGACCCACCUGUCUCCCAUGACGAAGAUGAGCCAGGUGGAACGGAUUUAUCACCUGAAUCUUAAUCUAGCAACAACUUUAAAAAGGUGGUUUCCAGGUUCUUUAUACCAUGAAUAGCCAAAAGGUGAAGGUCUGACACCCUGCACCCUUUGGCCAUGGGACAGGAAGCACAGCGCCGUUCAAAGUGUAGUGGCCGUUCUGGGUUACUGCACCUCACCUCUGAGUGAUCUUAAUGGGAGAUGCCCCAGUAACCCAGCGCGGCCACUACACUUUGAACGGCGCUGUGCUUCCUGUCCCAUUGACCGUGCUAGUCCCCGGGCCAAAGGGUGCCAUGUGUCAGACCUUCACCAAUGGAAUAUUAAAGGCAAUGUGGAGUCAGAAAAUUACCUAUUGUUUAAAUCAGGUUUUUUCGUUUAAAAUAGUUUUAAAGAAUUUUUGAUGAUUUUAAAUUUUCCAUGACUAUAUUUAAACAAAAACCAUAAAAUCCUGCAGUUUUGCCAACGGCCACUAAUCCUAAUGAUAGGCGCCACUUCUUGGUCUAUACAGAUCACUUUACUGCAGUUAUCUGCUUAUCUGUAAUGAUAUCACUAGGCUUGAGUGAACUUGAUUUGUUUAUAGAAAAUGCGCUCCUUACAGCAUUAAAAUGUAUUGGCUCUGCUGAGGCCUUGUUCUUCUCGCCACCGUGAGACUUGCUUAGUCUCGUGCCUGUGACGUUACAGUUCGGCUCUGCUCAUAAAUGGGGUUUGGGCCUCAGUUCGGUUUUGGAUUUUGAAACCGUAAUUUAUGCGCAGAACCAAACUGUAGUGUGACGUCACAAGACUAAGCAAAUCUCGCAUUACUUGUGGUGAGAAGAACAAGGCCUCCGUGGAGCCAAUACAUUUUAUUGCGGUACGGAGCGCCUAUUGCAAACAAAGUUUUCAAAUGAAUCUUCUUUUGGAUAGAGUAGUCCAAACCCGAUUCACUAAAGCCUAGAUAUCACCCCUGUGUACAGAUAAGACAGAAUCCACUAUUCACAAUAGGCGAUAUUACAGCUUAUCGAUUCCCUCCCUGUACAAUGACCUCUGACACAGGUCACAGAGCAUGCCUAAAAAAAAAAAAAAAAAACUCUACCAUAGACGUCACUGAGUUCCCCUCCGGUCCAUGGCCCCUGGGGCUGCCGUUAUGCAAUUUUCCUAAUGCUUUCUAAAUGCUGUUAUGAACAGCUCAGGAAAGAUGGCCGCCCCCAGAAUCAUGUUCAGGAAAUAGAAUAAAUAAAUCUGCAAUCAGAAAAUGGAAACCAAUUAGAAAAAAAAAAAAUGUUAUCUGGUUGUAACUGUCAGAUACAAUUUUGGGUGACAUUUCCUCUAAUGACCGAUUCUGGGGAUAGAUCCUCACUUUAAGGAGCCUGGAAACCCCCUUUAAAUAGAAGCAGUUUUUGUAGGCGCCCAAUCCUCAGAGAAUAAUGGGAACCUACUAACUGGAAGAAAGCAGAAGCAUGGUUUGCGGCGUUUCCUAAUUUACCGGAUAUGGCAGUAUUACACUGUUACAGAGUCUUGUAAUAAUUUCAGCAGCCACAAGAGGGCAGUCUGUGUAUGGCUUCAAUUGUUCUAAAUAGUAACAGUGUAGAGUUGUCCCCCUAGCAGUGGAAAUAGGCAUCAGAAUUUUUUUAUUUUAUUAUUUGCCUGAAGAACAGACCUCCAGCCAAGUGAUCUAGUCUUGGAAGUGAUCUAUAGUAUGCAUCCAUCAAACUGACACAAGGAAAAACUGAAAUCUAUUAAUCCACGACACCAGUAACCUUUUACAUAUGGAAAAUGUUUUUUUAUUUUAUUAUUUAGUAAAAUAAGUCAUUGUAAUUGAUUUGGUAUGUGAAGCAGAACAGAGCCCUGGAAUGGUUAAUGUAGUGAACUCGUUAGUUAACAGAUACAAGCGCUAUUGUUCCGUGUCUACGUGAAAGGCCGCGUUCCUUAGUGCUCAACGCAGGACAGCACAGGGGAAACCUUUUAGAAGAGGGUGACUGGCCUAGGUAUAGAGCAGGGGUGACCAACCUGUGGCUCUCCAGCUGUUGCAAAACUACAACUCCCAGCAUGCCCAGACUGCCUACAGCAGGGCAUGGUGGGAGUUGUAGAUUUACAACAGCUGGAGGGCCACAGGUUGGCCAGCCCUGGUAUAGAGGAUAGUUACAUGUAAUGGAGAUUUAACCCCUUCUACCACGGGCCAGUUUUCACCCUCCUGCCCAGGCAAUUUUUUUGCAAAUCUGAUAUGUCACUUUAUGUGGUAAUAACUUUGGAACGCUUUUACUUA